UUGAGUCUGACCAUGGGUAAUCCUUUUGUUUUGUUCUGCAGGUGACAACUGGAUGUAAAGGCUUCAUGGUUUAUGCAACCUGAGCUUUCAUUAUACUUUAUCAGUUUCCUAAACAGAGACUGGGUGUUGAACCAGUCUAUAUUUUGGUUAUGUUGUAGUUAGCAGUCUCUGCUGUGAGGGUUUUGGAAGACUUGCAAGGCUCAAUGUAUCUGAAGAAGCCCUACCUUCUGACAAGGAAUGGUUGACUGUAAUCUAUUCUAUGCAAUUUUUUCUGUGAUCCUAAUUUGUUUCGCUAAAUGGUUUUUGUGACAAUUUAGUUUCACUGUAUGAUAGUGCAUUACUUCUGUAUUCUGUUACCUCUCAACUGAAAUGCUUAUUUAGGUAGUCUGGUCUCUAAUAGCUGGUCCUAUGGAACACUUCACACUUCUCCUUGUUUAGUAGAUGAGACAAAAGGAGUCUUUUGACAAGAUGUGAAAGCUGCAGGUUUUUCUUAUCUCUAUCCCUGCUUGUUCUAUCCCCCUUGUGAACCAGAGAAGGAGAGAACAUCUUUAAGAGGAAGGAGGCAUAUAGCUACUCAGUGUCCGGCUCCUGCUUCAGUAUGUGAAACUGCUUUUUCGAACAGGUUUUAUAGGUACGUAGGUCCAGCCGAGAAGACUGCACAAAUUGACUUUACUCUCAAACUAGUGUAUUGUGUAGAGAAUUAGAAAAGCUGGAGAAAGAAGAAACUAGGUAAAUUGGCUUUAUUCUAAACCUAAAAAGCUUUUUGCAUUGUCAGCACAUCUUAGUAAUGUGUUGAAGAACGUUGCAAGUCAUCUCUGUCAGAGAAGAAAACAGAGAAAAAUAUACUUUUUUUUUGUAGUUUAUUUUUUCCAAAUGUUUUGAAGUGUUACUUGCUGUCAUUUAACUUGAGGAAGUAGUUAAGAUUUUAUCCUGGCACUGGGUGAAUAAAUUCUCUGUGUGCUUGUUCUUUCUGUCUUUUCUGAGGCUUUUGUAUACAAAUCUAUUUUAAAAGUAAAGAUCUUAGUUGUUUUCUACAAGUAGUUAAAACUACUGGCAUAGAUGAAAAAGAUACAUAAGGAAAAUCUUGGUCUUUUUUCCUGUAUACUUAAUAGCUAAAAAUACUCUUUCUCCUGUUUCAAUGUAUGUUUGUGUAGUCAAAGUAAUGAGAGGAUUUGUGUCUUGAUGUCUACUGAAUGACAAAUUCAUUAAAGUGAUGUAUAUGAGUCUUACCUUAGCUGAAUUGUGCUGACUUGGUGGUUUCUUCCUUGCGAUGUCUUAUUUAAUUUUUAAAAUCUCUUAAUUCUUUUAUUACCUACAUUAUUGGAAUUUUAAAAGGCUUUGUUAUGUAAGCAGACAGAACAGGACAUGUCAAUAUUUGUCUGUGACCACAUCCUGCAGAAACAUGACUAGUUAGUCCUGUUUUUUUAAAGAGACCUUUUUUUUUAAAGAUGAGCUCAGAAUUUUGACACAAAAUUCAUACACAGUUAAAAAGCUAUGUCAUUUGAGUGAAAACAUCAUGUGAACCAACAAUACAUAAAAAUAGCUAAGCAAAUAGGAAUUAAAACAUGUACAAUAACUUUCAGUCAUGAGGUAUUGUUGGUGCUGUUUUCAGAUGAGCAGAGGGAAAAGCUCUCAAUUGUUCUUAAGUCGGCUGGUAACUGAAUCCAUGUUUGUGGAGCUUAACAACAAAAGGCUUUUUGUUCACAAUUUGUGUUCAUCUAGGACAUGCCAAAUAAAUAGAACAUAGUUUAUAAGCAGGACAAUAUAACAUGUUGCUCAAAUGACUUACCAGAUAUCCAUAAUUUAUAUUGAAAUAUUUAGAAUUACGGGUAGAAGCUUGUUGGGAGCUUUUAAAUUUCUGCAUGGAUGAGCACAAUGUAAUUAUUUGAGGAAGCACACAUUGCUAUAUUUGAUGUGGCAGCAAGAUGUGCAACUUGAGCAAAACUCCUUCUGAAUAUUACUUGCAAUCAUUUCAUUAAUUUAGGGAGGCAAUACUGACUGGGUCAAUGCCAGUGGGUGCCUGAUAAAAGAAGCAACAAUGCCUUUUACUCCUGUGGUUCACAAAGAAAGCAUUCUAGAGAAAAUUAUUCUAUUUCUUUCCCCCAUGUUUGUUCAGUUCCCCUGGGUUUUGUUAUCAGAGUAGUUGUGUGACUGUCAUUUGCAUGCCAAGUAAACAUGAGUGACUUUCUCUGCUGGGCCAUUCAGUAACCUGCAUCUUCUCACUGUUGGUGUGGUACUUGUGCCUCCUGUGCUCUUCACAAGGAUCAGCAUGCUCCUUGUAGGGUGUUACUCCAGUCAUGAUGAAUGAGCACGAACACUGGUGGAACUAUAGAAGAUUUGGCAUGUAGCGGUGCUACAGCAGUCGUCCAGGCAGCACUCUGCAAACCCAGGCAAGAACGUGUAGCAAUAAAGAGGAUCAACUUAGAAAAAUGCCAAACCAGUAUGGAUGAAUUACUUAAAGAAAUUCAAGCAAUGAGUCAGUGCAAUCACCCUAAUGUGGUGACCUAUUACACAUCUUUUGUGGUGAAGGAUGAACUGUGGCUGGUUAUGAAGCUAUUAAGUGGGGGUUCAAUGCUUGAUAUAAUAAAGUAUAUUGUCAACAGAGGAGAGCACAAAAAUGGUGUGCUUGAAGAACCCAUAAUAGCAACAAUUCUUAAAGAAGUUUUGGAGGGCUUAGACUAUCUACACAGGAAUGGGCAAAUUCACAGAGAUUUGAAGGCUGGCAACAUUCUACUGGGUGAGGAUGGCUCUGUACAAAUAGCAGAUUUUGGUGUUAGUGCAUUUUUAGCAACUGGAGGUGAUGUUACUCGUAACAAAGUAAGGAAAACAUUUGUUGGUACUCCCUGUUGGAUGGCCCCUGAAGUAAUGGAGCAGGUGCGAGGUUAUGACUUCAAGGCCGAUAUGUGGAGUUUUGGGAUAACAGCCAUUGAGUUAGCAACAGGAGCAGCACCUUACCACAAAUACCCUCCUAUGAAAGUGUUAAUGCUAACGCUUCAAAAUGACCCUCCCACUUUAGAGACAGGUGUAGAGGACAAGGAGAUGAUGAAAAAGUAUGGCAAAUCCUUUAGAAAACUAAUCUCAUUAUGCCUUCAAAAAGAUCCUUCCAAAAGGCCCACAGCAGCAGAACUUUUAAAAUGCAAAUUUUUCCAGAAAGCCAAGAAUAGAGAAUACCUGAUUGAAAAGCUUCUCACUAGAACACCUAAUAUAGCACAAAGAGCAAAAAAGGUCAGACGAGUACCAGGUUCCAGUGGUCACCUCCAUAAAACAGAAGAUGGGGACUGGGAAUGGAGUGAUGAUGAAAUGGAUGAGAAGAGUGAGGAAGGCAAAGCUGCUAUUUCUCAGGAAAAGUCACGAAGACUGAAAGAGGUGGAGAACACAGAGUCUCAGCCUGCUGUUAGUGAGGAAUACAGUGAAGUUCCAUGUGCAGUGAAUCUUGUCUUAAGAUUAAGGAACUCCAGGAAAGAACUUAAUGACAUACGGUUUGAGUUUACUCCUGGCAGAGACACAGCAGAUGGCGUUUCUCAGGAGCUGUUCUCUGCAGGCCUGGUUGAUGGCCAUGAUGUAGUUAUAGUUGCUGCUAAUUUACAGAAGAUAGUAGAUGAUCCAAAGGCUUUGAAAACACUGACUUUUAAGUUGGCCUCUGGCUGUGAUGGCACUGAGAUUCCUGAUGAAGUGAAACUGAUUGGUUUUGCUCAGUUAAGUGUCAGCUGAUGUCUGUCCCUUGACCCCAAGCCGAAUUGUGAGAUUGCGAAAAAGCCAGCUUAGAUGCAAAGGAAAAUUAAUGCACCACACACUGAGUUCUGCUUCAUUAUCUAGCAAUUCACAAAGUCAGAACAAGCAAAGCCCACAGCUACACCGCUGCUGUUAACGUUCAAAAUGCUCCUAAAUGUCUCUUAGCAGUUGAUUUGGAUUCUCCCAAAGUGAAAAGCCUGUGGAAAUGCUCUCAGGUGGCUGUACUUAUUGGUUACAAAAGGAACUUUCUAUCAAGCUUACUUCUUUCAUAGACUUUGAGUGAUACUAUUUUACCUGUACUUGUGGUUGAUAAUACUGCCUUUGUUCUGUUACAUUUAGAAAUUAACAUACAUAUAAAAGUUUAGAAAUUUUAGCCAAACUUGAAUUCUAGUUCAAAAAAUGACUGUGAAUUUUAUUUUUCAUAUAUUUAUGCAUUACACCUACUAGUAAUAAGAAAAUUAUUUGACUUGAUUAUGUGCUAUUUGCAGUUAAUCUCCCACUAUUUAAAAGAGUCUUUGAAGUAUUUGGUAACUUCUAGGGGUUUUUUGAAACAAUUUGAUCUGGCAUUAGCAAGAUUUUGUUGGUUGUGUGUCAAAAAACAGUCCACAAACUGAUCCUCAAGGGAGUGGGAGGUGCCUUGCAGAUAUUAAUGUUUUAAGAAUGUGCCUGAGGCUGCUUAUAUAAAUAAUCUCAAUUUUCUAGAAGUACCAUACAUAUGGUACAAUAAAUAUAAAUAUUGUUAUCUGAGCAAGGAGGGGAUAUACAGUAGCAAAGGUGUUACGAGUGUUUUGACUAUGCUUUACUGGGGAGUCCAUGAGCUAGAGCUACUGUGAACUGUUGUUAAGGUAGAACGCUUACUGUGUCCAUCUCUGAUCUGACUUACCUGUAAUGAUAGAAACCAGUUUCAUACUAGUGAAUAAAAACCUGAAGAAUGGAACUGAAGCUUUAUUUGAAGUUCUGCUAAAUGCCAAGGUGGAGUGAAAAUAAUAGGGCUUUGUGCAAUGAUCAAGUAAAACUCUGUUACAAAGAAAACACUUCGACCCAAGUAGUCCUCUGCUUAACCUGUGACAUAGAUGUUAUGGAGCUAGGGAACCUUAGAAAGACUUCCACAUUUGGAGAUGUGUUUCUCAGAGGUUACACUUCAAACUACUUCCUAGUUAAUCCUAGAUAAGUGGCAGCUCUUUAAUGUACUGAAAAUGGCAAAUAUAUAUUGUUAAGAGAAGUUAUUUAUAAUGCCUUGUCAUAAUCGUUGAGGUGUUCUAGAACUAUUUGCAUAUGACUCAAUGUAAUCCCAUCCCAUCCUACUGUUUACAUGAUGAUUACUCCAAGAUGACUGCAAAGAUUAAAAAAAUAAAAUUAAAAUAAAGAUAUAUUGCACAAACUGA
Messenger RNA from Vidua macroura (Pin-tailed whydah), 5117 nucleotides. It is a transcript of the gene STK39, whose product is annotated as serine/threonine kinase 39. The record is from RefSeq and is a predicted model, not a curated record. Gene Ontology annotation, biological process: protein phosphorylation. Gene Ontology annotation, molecular function: ATP binding; protein serine/threonine kinase activity. The coding region runs from base 2305 to 3711 and encodes 468 amino acids. NCBI's taxonomy places the organism in Eukaryota, Metazoa, Chordata, Aves, Passeriformes, Viduidae. The transcript is spliced from 17 exons.